This is a messenger RNA of Durio zibethinus, 848 nucleotides long. The record is from RefSeq and is a predicted model, not a curated record. NCBI's taxonomy places the organism in Eukaryota, Viridiplantae, Streptophyta, Magnoliopsida, Malvales, Malvaceae.
UGGUGGAAAGAAAAGACCCCAAUUUUGGCUCUCAUUAGCAUUUGGGUAAAAUAUUUCUAGAAUUCAUAUUUUGUCUUUGAAAAGCCUGUAGGGAGACAAAAACUAGGUGUUUCAGUAUGGGUUAGUUCAUUGUUUGAUUCUACUUUCAGCCGUAUAUGGGGUCAUACCAAUUAGGCAUGGAAGGAAUUCUAUGGAUUGUGGUUGCAGAGGUUGGUUCAACUGUUUUUACCAUAUAUAUCUGUUCUCUUUAUUAAACUUUGUCAAGAACCUAAAACUGAAAAUCUUUUACCUGCACAAAAAUGUGGAUUUUGGUUAAGAUAUUUCCCAUCAACAUCAAAGGUGCAGCAGGAACCACUUGCAGUUUGAUUGGCCAUUUUAGUUCUUGGAUUGUUUCAUACAACUUCAAUGCCUUGUUUCAAUGGAGUUCAGCAGGGACAUUCUUCAUAUUUUCAGCAAUUUGUGGUGUAAAUGCCAUUUUCAUCGCGAAGGUGGUACCGGAGACUAAGGGACGAGCACUAGAAGAGAUACAGGCAUCCAUUACUAGCUAGUUCCCUGCAGCAGGGAGAACAACUGUGUCAAGUUAUUGACUAAAAUCUGUGCUGAUCAUAAAUUUGCAUCUGGAAAACUUAGCUGCUAGCCUCUUGUUUAUACUUCCUUUUACUUGCAUCAAGUUUCAAAUGUACAGUGGAAGAAAAUGUAUUUGAUUCCAGAAGUUAUAAACAGAAAUCUGUCUGUCCAAAGGUACUAUUUGCUUGCCUGCCUGGUUUUCAUUUUUGCUUAAUCAUGCUCAGAGUGAUUGGUGGGUUGUGACACUUUUUUUUGGUCCAAAUUUGGCCAAUAAUGGAGAA